Arvicola amphibius (Eurasian water vole) is the source of this 9421-nucleotide messenger RNA. It is a transcript of the gene Aspm, whose product is annotated as assembly factor for spindle microtubules. The coding region runs from base 1 to 9288 and encodes 3095 amino acids. The record is from RefSeq and is a predicted model, not a curated record. Gene Ontology annotation, molecular function: protein binding. NCBI's taxonomy places the organism in Eukaryota, Metazoa, Chordata, Mammalia, Rodentia, Cricetidae. The transcript has 27 exons.
AUGGCUACGCGGCAGGCCGCUUACCACCUGGAUGAAGGCGGGCGGCGCGUGCACCGGGAUCCGGCGGCCGGGGAUUCGUCCCCGCCGGUGCUGUUGCUCAGCCACUUCUGCCCGUCUCCUUUCCUCUGCUUUGGGGACGUCCGCGUGGGCGCGACACGGACACGGUCUCUGAUUCUGCAAAACCCGCACGAGGAGCCUCUGCAGGUGGAGCUGUCCCUGCUGCGGGCCGCAGACCAGGGCUUCAGCGUGGUGCCGAGCCGCUGUGAGCUGAAGCCUAAAGAAAAAAUUACUGUUUCUGUUAUCUGGACCCCAGUGAAAGAAGGACGAGUAAGGGAGAUUGUGACAUUUCUUGUAAAUGAUUUCCUGAAGCACCAGGCUAUAUUACUAGGAAAUGCGGAAGAGCAUAGGAAGAAAAAGAGAAGUCUUUGGAAUACCAAUAAGAAGAUUCCAGCCCAUUCAAAACUUAAUAAAGGGACUUCCAAAAGCCAACAUUUUAAUGAAGCAUUUAAUAUUUCCCAAAAAGAUGACAGAAUUAGGAGCCCACUGCAGGCCUGUGAAAAUCUGGCUAUGAGUGAGUGCUGUUCUCCAACAGAAAACAAUUCUCUGUCCCUUGAAGAAAACAAAAUACCCGACUCAUCUACUAGCCCUGUUAAGGAAUGCCAGAAAGAAACUUGUUUGCCAGUGUUUCUCCGCAGGUCUACUGCCUAUUCAUCUCUUCACGGAUCCAAAAAUGCACAUUUAAAAGUAGAAGAUUUUAAAAGUUCAAACAGUUUUAAUGAAGAAGUCACAAAUGACACUUUACUUAAUCCCAUAAGGAUUAGUGAACAAAGUGAAGGGAAUAGUAAACUUCCUCCUGCCCCAAACUGUUCUUCACCUUUGAAUAUUACACAAAGCCACAUCCAUUUUCUAAGUCCAGAUUCUUUUGUAAACAACAGCUAUGAAUCUAAUAACGGUCUAGGGUUAGUGAGAAAUGUAUUAUCAGAAACAUUUAGGAAAGAAAGCUCAGAGUCUCUGUGUUUGGAAUCCCAAACUGUAUGUGAAGUUUACCAAACAAUAUUAAGCCCAGAGUCUUUUCUAAAUGACAAUUAUGGACUUCCAAAAGCUCUCAAAUCAGAUUCAGUCAAUCCCAUUUUAUCUCCAACACAGUUUGUAAAAGAUAACAUGGUACACACAGGUCAGCAAACAUGUAAGUUAUCAGCAUUAUCAGAUAAAACUUCCCAGGACCGGAGAACAGAUGAAGGUUUGACAUAUGACCUCGAGUGUCUGCAUUCAGAAACUCCCAAGGUUCGUUUCAAAAAACAAAACCUUGUAGAAAUAAAGUCCCAUAAUCGUGAUUUUACAAAACAUCCCAAUGUUUCUGAGUUUAAAGAUGCUUCCCUUAAGAACCAGGAUAAGCGACCAAAGAGACGCCCAAUUCUUUCUGCCACUGUUACCAAAAGGAAGCCCACCAAUGCCAGAGAAAAGCUCCCGGAGAUUGAUAAGCCAAAUGCAAAAAGAUGUCUCUCAGGAAUGGUAGGUGAAUGUGGAGAUGAAAUGGGUAACCUAAAAGAGAAAGCUUGUCAUUCUUACCGUCCAGUUGUAGAGCCAGUAAUAAGUGAAUCCCAGCGCUUUACAAACGAAACAACACCCUUAAGUACAGUUUUAGUUGCCCGUAAAAGGAAGAGCAAUGGAAGCUUGGAAGACACAAAUGGGAAGCCAGCUAUUGCAGAACAUGCAGGCCUCUGUGAAAUCAAACGAAUCCAUUUUUCUCCUGAAUCUGUACAAUCAACUAUUGCAAGAACCAAAAGGAAAGAAACACUCACUUCAGUACAUUUUAGCAACUGGGAGAAAUCAAGCUUGAAGAAGAAAACUGAUUCCUCAGUAUUAAAAACGCCGCUUUCUAAAACAAAGAAAAGGACACGGCCCAUUGUUGCUGUAGCGCAGUCUCAUCUGACCUUCAUAAAGCCAAUAAAAGCAGCUAUUCCUAGACACCCAAUGCCAUUUGCUGCAAAGAACAUGUUUUAUGAUGAACGCUGGAAGGAAAAGCAGGAACAGGGCUUUACUUGGUGGCUAAAUUACAUAUUGACGCCUGAUGACUUCACUGUGAAAACGCAUGUUUCUGAAGUAAAUGCUGCCACCCUUGUUUUGGGAGUGGAGAACCAACACAAAAUAAGUGUCCCGAAAGCACCUACUAAAGAUGAAGUUUCUCUCAGAGCUUACACGGCCAGCUGCAGGAUGAAUAGAUUACGCCGUACAGCUUGUUCCUUGUUUACUUCUGAAAACAUGGUUAAAGCUAUCAAAAAGCUUGAAAUUGAAAUUGAAGUUGGACGGUUACUUGUACGGAAAGAUAGACACCUCUGGAAAGAUAUUGGACAACGCCAGAAAGUCCUGAAUUGGCUGUUGUCUUAUAAUCCGUUGUGGCUUCGAAUUGGCCUGGAGACAGUUUAUGGUGAACUGAUCCCUCUGGCAGGCAACAGUGAUGUUACUGGGUUGGCUGUGUUCGUUCUGAACCGCUUGCUUUGGAAUCCCGAUAUAGCAGCUGAAUAUAGACACCCCUCUGUUCCUCUCCUGUUUCGCGAUGGUCACGAAGCAGCUUUGUCUAAGUUCACAUUGAAAAAAUUACUGUUGUUGAUCUGUUUCCUUGACUACGCUAAAAUUUCCAGACUUAUUGAUCACGACCCUUGUCUCUUUUGUAAAGAUGCUGAAUUCAAGGCUAGUAAAGAACUUCUGCUAGCCUUUUCACGAGAUUUCCUAAGUGGUGAAGGUGACCUUUCUCGUCACCUUAGCUUAUUGGGAUUACCUGUGAGCCAUGUUCAGACAGCACUUGAUGAAUUUGAUUUUGCUGUCACGAAUCUUGCCGUGGACCUGCAAUGUGGGGUGCGCCUUGUGCGAACCAUGGAACUUCUCACACAGAACUGGAAUCUGUCCAAGAGACUCAGGAUUCCUGCCAUAAGUCGCAUCCAGAAGAUGCACAAUGUGGAUAUUGUUCUGCAGGUUCUCAAAUCACGAGGAGUCCAGCUAACUGAUGAGCAUGGAAACACCAUCUUGUCUAAAGAUAUCGUGGAUAGGCACAGAGAGAAAACACUUGGGUUACUUUGGAAAAUAGCAUUUGCUUUUCAGGUGGAUAUUUCCCUUAAUUUAGACCAAUUACGGGAAGAAAUUGAUUUUCUAAGACACACGUACAAUAUAAAAAGAGCAAUGUCUGCCCUAUCAUGCCAUUCUCAAGCUGUUACUAAUAAGCAAAAGGACAGAAGACACAGUGGCUCCUGUGAACACUGUAGUGACAGUGUCAGGUUAUUGAUGGACUGGGUCAAUGCCGUGUGUGCCUUCUAUAAUAAACAGGUGGAGAAUUUCACAGUGUCUUUCUCCGAUGGCCGUGUGCUGUGCUAUCUGAUCCACCACUACCACCCAUGCUACGUGCCUUUUGAUGCUAUAUGCCAGCGCACUACUCAGUCUGUGGCCUGCGCACAGACUGGUUCAGUGGUGUUAAAUUCUUCAUCUGAGUCUGACGGAGGUUGUCUGGACCUGUCUCUUGAAGCCCUUGAUCAUGAAAACACUCCGGAACUAUACAAAGAGCUUCUAGAAAAUGAAAAGAAAAAUUUCCAUUUGGUGAGAUCUGCAGCUCGAGAUCUUGGAGGAAUACCAGAUAUGAUUCACCUUGCAGACAUGUCAAAUACAAUUCCAGAUGAAAAGGUGGUUAUUACCUAUUUGUCAUUUCUUUGUGCAAGGCUUUUGGAUCUCCGUAAGGAAAUAAGAGCUGCCCGACUUAUACAAACAACAUGGAGAAAAUAUAAACUAAAAAAAGACCUAAAACACCAUCAGGAAAGAGAUAAAGCUGCUAGAAUUAUUCAGUCAGUUGUUCUCAAUUUUCUGACCAGACGACGAUUGCGAAAAAAGGCCAAUGCAGCUCUGGUCAUUCAGAAAUGUUGGCGAAGAAUCUCAGCACAAAGAAAGUUGCUAAUGUUAAAAAAUGAAAAACUGGCCAAACUUCAAAGUAAAUCAGCAUCACUUAUUCAGGCUUAUUGGAGAAGAUACUCCACCAGAAAACAGUUUUUGAAGUUGAAAUACUAUUCAGUCAUCCUUCAGUCUAGGAUAAGAAUGAAAAUUGCUCUUACAUCUUAUAAACGCUAUCGUUGGGCCACAGUUACUAUCCAGAGGCGUUGGCGUGCGUGUUUAAGAAGAAAACAAGUUAAGCAAAGAUUCAAAAUGCUGAAAUCCUCCUGUCUUGUCAUCCAGUUUAUGUUCAGAAGGUGGAAGCGGCGCAAGCUGCAGUUACAAACUAAAGCUGUGCUGACCCUGCAGCGAGCUUUCAGAGAAUGGCAUCUCAGGAAACAAGUGAGAGAAAGAUCCGCUGUUGUGAUACAGUCGUGGUAUAGAAGGCACCGGGAAAUGCAGAAGUAUAUUCAUAUUAGAUCCUGUGUGGUAGUCAUCCAGAGGAGGUUUCGGUGCUUUCAAGCCCAAAAGUCAUAUAAGAGAAGGAAAGACGCUGUCCUGACUCUCCAGAUGCACUUCAGGGCAUAUCAGAAGGGGAAGCUAGCACGCUCUGACUAUCUGCAGAAGCGAGCCGCCACCCUCCAACUGCAGGCUGCCUUCAGGAGGAUGAAGGCUCGCCAUUUACACAGGCAAAUUCGAGCCGCCUGUGUUCUUCAGUCCUAUUGGAGAAUGAGACAGGAAAGAUGUCGAUUUUUAAACCUUAAAAGGAUUGUUAUCAGAUUGCAAGCACACAUAAGAAAACAUCAGCAAUUACAGAAAUACAAGAAGAUAAAAAAAGCAGCUAUUGUAAUUCAGACUCGUUUCCGAGCUUCCGUUUCAGCCAGAAAGGCUCUAGCGUCUUAUCAGAAGACACGAUCUUCAGUCAUCGUCCUGCAGUCUGCCUACAGAGGGAUGCGAGCUAGGAAAAUGUUCAGUCACACUUUAGCAUCUGUUAUAAAGAUUCAGUCAUAUUACCGGGCUUACGUAUCAAGAAAGAGCUUUCAGAACUCCAGAAAGGCUGCAAUAAAGCUGCAGUCAGUUGUCAGAAUGAAACAAACACGUAAGCGGUAUUUACAUUUAAGAGCGGCUGCACUGUUUAUCCAGCGGUGGUACCGUUCCCAAAAGAUGGCUGUGCGGAAGAGAAGAGAAUACACGCAGAUGCGUGAGUCCUGUAUCAAACUGCAGGCGUAUUUUAGAGGCUACCUGGUCCGAAAGCAGAUGAGGUUGCAAAACAGAGCCGCCAUUUCUCUCCAGUCUUACUUCAGAAUGAGGAGAAUGAGGCAGCGGUACCUGAAGAUGUGGAAGGCCGCCACUGUCAUCCAGAAUUUCUACUGUGCCUACAAAGCCCAAGUCAGACAAAGGGAGAAAUUCCUGCAGGUCAGAGGAGCAGCUGUUUGUCUGCAGGCAGCUUUCAGAGGCCACAGAGUCCGCCAGAUAAUCAAGCGGCAGUCUACAGCUGCCCUUACAAUUCAGAGGGUUUUUAGGGGCUACAGUCAGAGGAGGAAGUUCCAAACUGUGCUUCAGUCUGCUGUGAAGAUUCAGAGACGGUACAGGGCACACAGGAUCGCUUGUGAUGUGAGAACCGGAUUUCUCAAGACAAGAGUGGCUGUGGUCUCCCUCCAGUCUGCCUACCGUGGCUGGAGAGUCCGGCAGCAGCUCAGGAGGGAACGUGAGGCCGCAGUGAAGAUCCAGUCUACUUUUAGAAUGGUCCUGGCCCAGAAACAGUUUAAACUAUGGAGAACAGCAGCAAUAGUCCUCCAACAGCAUGUUAGAGCAUGGGCUGCAGGAAAGAGGCAGCGCUCGGAGUACGCUGAACUCCGCCGUGCAGUCCUGGUGUUUCAGGCUGCCUGGAAAAGAAAGACGCUGAGAAGACAGAUUGAGCGGCAGCACAGAUGCGCUGCCCUCAUCCAGUCCUACUACAGAAUGCAUGUCCAGCGAAGGGAGUGGAAGACCAUGAAAGCAGCUGCUCUUCAGAUUCAGGUGCAUUACAGGACUUACAAAGUCGGGAGAGAACAGCGCCAUUUAUAUUUAGAAAUGAAAGCAGCUGUGAUAAUUUUACAGUCCGCUUACCGUGGUAUGAAGGUGCGAAGAGAAAUAAAAGAAUGCAACAAAGCAGCAGUCACUCUGCAGUCUACGUUUAGAGCUUACAGAAGCCGAAAGAAGUACGCGAGCUAUAGAACUUCAGCUGUUGUAAUCCAGAGGUGGUACCGGAGUAGUAAAGUUACAGCCCAGCAACAUCAGCGGUAUCUUAACUUAAAGGAAACAGCCAUUAAAGUUCAAGCUCUUUACAGAGGAGCGAGAGUGAGAAGGCACAUUCAACACAUGCGCGUGGCAGCCACGCUUCUUAAAGCCACGUUUAAGAUGCAUCAGUCGAGAGUCAGGUACCAGCGGAUGAGGGCAGCAGCUGUAGUGAUUCAAGAGAGAUACAGAGCGUAUUGUCUCGGGAAAAUUCAGCGUGAAAAGUUCCUGACCACUCUGCAGGCCAUUCGAACCCUUCAGGCAGCUGUCAGAGGAGCAAGAGUGAGGCAGACCGUAAGAAAGAUGCGGGUUGCAGCGACACUCAUUCAGUCUCACUUCCGAAGAUACAGACAGCAAACAUACUUCCGUAGGUUACGGAGGCUAGCGAAAAUGAUGCAGCAGAGAUUCCGAGCAGUGAAAGAAAGACACAUUCAGUCUCAGAGGUACCAUAGACUGAGACAUUCAGUAAUAGUCAUUCAGGCUGCCUUUAGGGGACAGAAAGCUAGGAGACAGCUAAAAGCUAUGCAUUUAGCUGCCACUCUCAUUCAGAGGAGAUACAGAACGCUACUGAUGAGAAGGAGAUUCCUCUCUCUCAGGAAAACUGUUAUUUGGAUUCAGAGACAAUACCGUGCAAAUCUUCACAGCAAGUGUCAGCAACAAUUUCUGUGGGAAAAGGCAGUUAUUAAGAUCCAGUCGUCAUACAGAGGAUGGGUAGUGAGGAAAAGAUUGCGAAGGAUGCACAGGGCUGCCACUGUGAUCCAGGCCACCUUCAGGAUGCGCAGAGCCCGUGUGAGGUACCAGUGUUUGAAACAGGCCACAGCUGUGAUCCAGAAGCAAUACCAAGCACACAGAGCUGCAAAACUGCAGAGGCAACUUUUCGUCCGACAGAGACAUGCUGCUGUGAUCCUACAGGCCGCCUUUAGGGGAAUGAAAACCAGAAGUCAGUUGAAGACUAUGCAUUCUUCUGCAGUCCUUAUUCAGAGUAAAUUUAGAGCCCUAGUAGUAAGGAGGAGAUUCAUUGCUCUCAGAAACGCUGCUAUAUUUGUUCAGAGGAAAUAUCGAGCCACCAUUUGCACCAAGCGUAAGUUGCACCAAUUCUUGCAUUUACGGAAGGCAGCCAUUACAAUGCAGUCAGCUUAUCGAAGACUGGUGGUCAAAAAGAAGUUACAGGAAAUGCACAGGGCUGCAGUUCUUAUCCAGGCUACUUUUAGAAUGCACAGAACCUAUGUUAGGUUUCACACGUGGAAACGUGCCUCGAUCAUAAUCCAGCAGCACUAUCGAACAUACAGAGCUUUGAAACUACAAAGAGAAAAACUUACCAGACCAAUCGGACAGUGGGAUUCUGCUGUGGCCAUUCAAGCUGAACAUAAGGGAAUGAAAGUGAGCCAGCUUUUAAAAGAAAAGCAUAGUGCUGCUGUCAUAAUACAAAGCACAUAUAGGAUGCAUAGGAAGUACCGUUUCUACCAGCAGCUUCGGUGGGCGGCAAAAGUAAUACAAGAAAAAUAUAGAGCAAAUAAAAAGAGACAGCAAGCUCUUCUGCUCAGUGCCAGUAAGGAAGAAACAACUAUUCAGAUGCAUUUUCUGGAUUUGAACACCGCAAAACAAAUUCAGCAGCAGCAUGAGGCUGCCGUGGUUACACAGAAGCAUUUCAGAGCCUUUAAAGCAAGGAGGCAAGUGGAAGCUGAAAGAGGCUACCAGGCUGUAUGGAGGAAGCAUAAAGCUAGAAAAUACUUAUCCAAAGUGGAAGCUGCCUGUAGGAUUCAAGCUUGGUAUAGGUGUUGGAUAACACGCAAGAGAUAUAUAGCUUUAUUAAAAGCUGCUAAAAUUAUUCAAGGCUACUUCUGUGCCAAGUUGGAGAGAAUGAGGUUCUUGAAGAUGAGAGCAUCAGCAGUUAUAAUUCAGAGGAAGUGGAGAGCUGCACACUCUGCAAGAGUAGCUCGUGAGAAGUUGAUUUUAAAAGCUUCAGAAGAGAAAGCCAGAAUUCGAGUUCGCCACUUUACAGCGGCUGCAUACUGUCACAUGUGUGCCCUUAGGAUCCAGCGAGCCUAUAGGACCCAUGUGGCUGUGAGGAAUGCUAAGGCGCGUGUUAAUUCAGUCAUCUCUAUUCAGAGAUGGUUUCGAAGAAGAUUACAACAAAAGAAGUUAAUUGAACAGCAUCAUCAGAUCAUAAAACCUGACCGUGAAGUUCAAGAAUGUCAGCAACGGCAGGACAGGGCUGCAUCAGUGAUCCAGAAGGCAGUACGCCACUUUCUACUGCAUAGAAGACAGGAAAAAAUCAAUAGCAGCGCCACUAGAAUUCAGGCUUUGUGGAGAGGCUAUUCUUGGAGGAAGAAAAAUGAUCGCACAGAAAUUAAAGCUAUACGACUAAGUCUUAGAGCUGUCAGUAAGAACGUUGAGGAGGAGAACAAGCUCUACAGAAGAACUGAGCGCGCGCUGCAUUACCUGCUGACGUACAAGCACUUGUCUGCCAUCCUGGAGGCCUUGAAGCACUUGGAGGUCGUCACCAGAUUGUCUCCUCGCUGCUGUGAGAGCAUGGCCGAAAGUGGAGCCGCUUCUACCAUCUUCGAUGUGAUCCGGGGUUGUAAUCGAAGUGUUCCCUGUAUGGAAGUUGUUGGAUAUGCUGUCCAAGUGUUGCUGAAUGUAGCAAAGUAUGAGAAGACAACCUCAGCAGUCUAUGAAGUUAAGAACUGUGUGGACACGCUGCUGCAGCUUUUGCAAGUGUACCAGCAGAAGCCGGGUGACAAAGUGGCCGAGAAGAGUGCGAGCAUCUUCACAAAAACUUGCUGUUUACUGGCUGUGCUGUUUAAGACAGAGCAUUGCGCUUCUGAUGUUCAAAGUAGAACAAAAGUUAUUGAUCGUAUUUGUCACCUCUACAAAUGUACAGUUCCUAAGCAUAAAGUGAAUACAGAAGGGUUAUUUGAUAAACAGAAGAAGAAUCCCUAUAUAGCCUUUCCUUUUAUACCAGAAAGAUCUGUGAAGACCCGAAUAGUUUCAAGACUUAAUUCACAGAGGGUUUUGAGGCGUGAUAAUAUGGAAGAAAUCACAGAUUCAUUGCAAGCUAUUCAACUGGUGAUGGAUACCCUUGGCAUUCCUUAUUAGUAAAUGGAAACGUUUUCAGUGUAGGACUAUAAAAAAAGUCGUGCCAAUCAUGGAUACAUGGAGCAGCUUUUCCUUUCAGUGUAAACUUUUAAAUAUGACUUUGUAUAAAAUAAAAAUAUAUAUUAUUACUAAA